Porites evermanni is the source of this 3767-nucleotide messenger RNA. The record is from the annotation of a GenBank genome assembly. NCBI's taxonomy places the organism in Eukaryota, Metazoa, Cnidaria, Anthozoa, Scleractinia, Poritidae.
CAGAACAAUGAUGAAGAAAAGGACAAGGAGGAAGUAGCUACUGGGUAAAAAGUAAAAAAAUCUAACGUAUAAAAUCACUGAUACUCAUUAAACAGAUACCGUAAUUACUAAGCUCGGCUACAAGUAAGGCGUGUGUUGCUUUUGUUCAUAAACCUAAAAAGGCCCUUAAAUAUUACUCGAAAGAUCCUCUAUUCCUGCGCUUGAAAAGAGAAUAUUGCUAUUGGCGCUUCUUUUAAGGUAGCUCGAUCCAGUAUUUUUAUAGGCAUACCUUUCACCUUUGGACCUCCUAUACUUAAAUAACUUGGUCUUUAUUGUAACUACAUUAUAACACAUGGAUCAAACAUAGACUGAACUUUAUUAUGACAUUAGACAUUAUUUUUUUCGCGAUCGGAAUACCACGUAACAAUGACGUCACAAUGGUUUUCGCUCUUCAUCGAAUUACAACCCUUAUUCGCACUUCUCUGGAAAUGCUCUUUGCUAGCGAAGUUUCACAAAAAUGUCGAAGUGCAAUUUCGAGAUAUCGUGGAAUUUCUACAUGAAGGCUAUUUGAUUUUAUCGCUGUUUUCAUGAGAGUAGCCUCCUAGUUGUAAAAAGAGCUCAGCAUUGAGUUUUACCCAGAUACUUUCCAGUCUUUCGAAAUCAAGCAAGCCUACCUGUCUACAAAAAUACUGGGUCGAGUCACCUUUAAAAAAAAAUUGGGCCACCUGCCUCUUUUAAAGUAACAAUUUAAAACUCUAACCAUAAGAUGAGGGAAUCAAUCAAUCUGGAAGAGAGAGUCAGGUUUCUUAAAAACAAAAGAGAGCUAAAAUAUUUUUACAAAGCCUGCUAGAGACACACGUACGCAGAUGACACAUUGGGCAGAAAUCGAGUAGUGUAUCAAUGCAAAUGACUUUCGGCCCUCAACUGAAAAGAACUGCUUCUCUUAGUGUUACAAGAUCGUUAGGAACCUUUUCAAUAAUUUUACCAGUUUUAAUUUAGGAAGUUAGAAAUGACAUGUUCCAUUUAAAUCGUUUGAUAGAAAAUAAUCUCAAGACUCAAAAGUAUCCACGCCCAACAAUGCUAUAACAUCGAAAAGGUUCAUAAAUCCAGAAAGAAGCUUCCAUCCUAAAGUAGACAAUCAUUCAUUAUUUCAAAAUCCUACAAAUACGUCGUAAUCCUGCAAAUUUCUCAAUAAGAGUGUAAUUCUCCGUUCAUUGUAUAAGCUUGGCGAUUUCUGGAGGCUUUCUCGCCAUCUUUAUUAUGUUCGAAACAUUUCGAAACAUUUCCCUGCAAACUUAAACUGUUAUUUCAAACCUUUCCCAAAUGUAACUGAUGUCUACUCAACUUAGUUAGUCAGUAGGCAAGAAAGACAAGGAAACAAAUAAACGAAUGAAUAAAUCAGUAAAUGACUUACUGCUAGGAAGCAAUCUGAUAUACAAAAGCAAAACGGUGAAACCUUACUUCGCCUUUAUAACUUGGUGUUGAUUAGUGAGAAUGACGUCACUGAAACUGAUCAAGAUCUUCAAGCCGGUCCAGAUCCCGGCUACCGUCACGAGGUAAAUGUUAUUUUUGUCUUCCUUGAACAUUGCAUGUCAUUCUGGUAAAUCUUCAGUGACAUCUAAACAAAAGCAAUAUUGAUUAAACAACAUAAUCUUAAUGGACUUUAUAUCAAGACAGUACACCCAGCUGCAAGAAAAAAUUUGGGCUCAAAAUAAGCUAAAACUAAAGGAUGAUUUUGUGUUCAAUAGACUUGUAACACCCAAUCCCUAAUUUGCCCAUCUGUAUAGGCGUACUUGAAUUUCAUUUUGAAAUAUUGCUUUCGUAGUAAAAGGAGCAUUAGAAUCACGUUCCUAAAGGCAUUUAAGGUCAUUAAAAGAUGUGGACCACGUCAAAAAAGCACUUAACUGAGGCAAGUUGAGCGAUAAUUUGACCCCAUAGAACCAAUAAGAGUUUGCUAAGACUGGAUUUCUCAAAUUAACGACAGUUUACAGCAUUUUCAGGCGAACCUUGUAAAAUUCAUCACACGUAAAGUGCCGAACACGGUGUAACAGGCUGUCGAAAUACUGAACUAUUUAGGCCAAGUUUUUUUUCCUGACGUAGCCAUGCCAUCCUGAGUGCUCUUGAGUCAAUCAAGAGUUGUAGAACUGUGAUACAAAACAUCGUGAUUUUUUCCUUAGGAGCAGUACACUGACGGAGGGCGUUUGGUGCGUCAAUGUACGGAACCCGGUGGUGGACAUAACCCAAUUUGGUAAGAAAGUCCGAAGUACAAAAAAACGAAGAUUGUUCCCAAACCAUAGUUAUAUCUUCACCUCAGUCAUAAUAUAAGGAGCUACAAAGGCCCAUAAUUAAAAUAAUAGGACCGCUGCCUGUUAUUUCGCCAACCACGAAUCAAUAAUGAAUUAAAGCGCCGCUCAAAUUUAAUGUCAAAAACAAUUUAGUUUUUUUCAGUCAUAAUCAUUCUGUAUCACUUCUCUCUUUUUGCUACGCGAAUCAUCAAGGGGGAUAUUUUGGUAACUUCGCUGACUAUCAUGUCUAGUGACUGCUUUGCACGUUGUGGAGAAGUUAAUCGUUUUAAAAGAAAGAAAGACAUACGGGUGGGGGAUAUUCGACCAUACAUAAAAUGCCAGUGACAUAUACUAUUUUACGUGUCCUCCAGUUGACAAAAUUCAGAAUAUUUUCAUUCAAACUGUUCGCUUCAUUAAGAACAAAUGACUACCUUUGUAAAUGUACCUUCCUCAACUGAAUUUUGUAUCUCAUAAAAUUGUGAUUUAAUUCAAGAUAUGCAGAAAUCUCCAUCUACUUGGUAUAAAAGUUUUCAAAAUACUAACUGCUUUUGAAUAUCCUUUCUUCUAGCGGUAUAUCAUGUCCACAAGUUCCUACUGUGCCAAGGGUAAGAGCACCAAAGCUAGGCAAUUAACUUUUUUCCCAAGCCUGUAACAUAAAAUUAUAUUAAUGACAAACUGAAGAUCUUCGAUUCGCUGACUUGGUGUGACAAUUCACUGACAAUUCAAUCUAUAGCUGUUGACCUCAGGAAAGAUCUUCCCCAUCAUUUGAAAGACCUCCCAAUUUCUCCUUCCCAUACUUACUAAAAAAAUAUCUACUGAAUUGACAAUUUGAAAGUUGACCAUAUUCGUUCUUCUCUCUAUAUAAUGUAUAGUGUGUGUGUGUGUUAUUUAUUUAUUAAUUAUUGUUUUUUCGUUGCUACUAUUAUACCUGUCACCACUGUGUUAAAGAUAUAACUUUAUAGCUAGGAGCUAGGAGCUAAAUUAGCAAAUGUUUUCGUGCUAGACAUCCUUUUAUCAUAAUGUAUCUAUCUUAUGUAACUUUUUUUUUUUCUUUCCAUUAGCCAUCGUAGAACUGAAUGUUAAAAUUCUAUUUAGUUGGAUGUAAAUAAUAAAGGUUGUUGGUGUGGUUGUUGUUCUGACCAAGCAAGGGCACGAUAGUGUGUGGAUAUAGUGUACAUAGUGGACUUCGAACAGGUUUUCGGCGACCAUACCGAUAUUUUAAGCUAAUUUUCAGUCGCGAAUUUUUUUCCUUUUCCGAUCGCCACAAAGUGUUCAUCACAAACUGAUUUUGAAUUGAAUUUUGCCAAAAUGUAAGUGAAGUGACUUGGUAACAUGAACAGCUCAAGCUAAUUUAGUUUUCACUUUUAUCUCUCAUAGGAAAACCUGGACUCAGAUCCUAGCGUGUUGACCAUUUUUUACAUUUUUCUCUUGUUUUUGUCUCUUAAAGAUCAUGUCUGUUCGAUUUUGUACGUUUUGAUUUAUGUGUUGUUCAAUGUUAUAUAG